CAGCUGAUUGCAGAACUGGUCGAAUUCCAUGGCGGAUCUUAUGUUUAGUAGCGCCAUAUAACAUUUUGAAAAGCGUCGUGAUGUAAAAGCUAGAUUGCCACAAACUGAAUACGACGACGAUCAAUAUUUGGUCUAUUUCUAUUGACAAACUCGACUGACAAACAUCAUCAUCUGUCAAAACAAACCAGUGGUGUCGGCUUACCAAUCUUCAAUUAUUUGAUAAUCUGGGGCGUCGAGUGAAUAACUUUUUGUUUACCCAGUCAUCCUCACACUAGUAACUAUCAUAAAAAUGUCCAGUCAACCAUGGAAUGAAUUCAACUUAACGCAACCACCAAUCAUAACAAUCGGAGUCAAGAAUUCCACACUCGAUCUACCAAGCCUUCGUAAAACGCUAGACAAAAUAAUUCUUCUUCUUGAAUCGCAAACGGAACUACAAGAAUCAGCCGCAUUUUGUUCCCGGCUACUAGCACGACGCAAAAACUCAUUUCACGUCUUCGAAGGAUUUCGUGAUUUACGUAAAGUCAACUCUGCCCUAUGCCGUCUCCUCAAAUUAGAUGUUGCUACAACUUUGAGAACAUUUGUUGGUAACUUACCCGAUUUCAUUAGAAGCGGAGGGCACGAAACCCAUCUGCCUUCGCAAGAAUGCUAUGACUAUAUGAUGCUCCGCAUGAUAGCACUUCAAAAACUAUAUAUUCGUGUCACUCAAUGCUGCUUGAAGUCUGCUUCCUACUUCUUAAAACUGAUGAGUCAGAACUACUUCUUUGAUAUCAUCACUGUUCUCAUAAGCACUUUGGCGCGGAUAUGGCUAAUCAGUCAUGAUAAUGCGAAACAAAUUGCGUCAUAUUAUAGAGAGCUUAUCAAUUACCGAAGAGAACUUCCGCUGAGACAGCAGCCAUUGUGCGAGGGAUUUAAAUUUCCUAAAAAAUUGGAAGCCGUCCCCGAAAUUGCUUCAAUUGAACUGAAAGAUCAAAUGAUCAAACAUUCUAAGAUCGCUAAUAAACGUUCUCUAACUAUGUUAGACAAUGAAGCAGCAAAUGUCCCUAAAAUAUCACUCUCGAAACAACCAUCUUCAUGCGAAAUAUCGAAACAGGCCUCAACAAGUUUCAUAGUACCAUCAUCCAGUGACCUAGAUUUGGGAGUUCCUAUAAGCAGAGGUAUAUCAGUUAGCUCUAUGGAAGACAUAAAAAGAUUGAAAACACUAGAAAGUAUAUCGAACUUCAUCAAAGAAGAAGAUAAGAAACGGAAAAAUAGUCUCUCCGAUUCUGCCACGAGAAACAUUUCGGAUGCAACUUGGAAGAUAUUGAGGAAGAAGAUAUCACAACUACCAUCAAACGACAAUCGAUCGGCAGUGAAAUUAGUUCGAAAUUUACUUGGGAAUAUUCGAUAAUAAAAUAUUCAAAACUAAAAA
Hermetia illucens (black soldier fly) is the source of this 1408-nucleotide messenger RNA. RefSeq names its product nucleolus and neural progenitor protein. Bases 290 to 1387 code for a protein of 365 amino acids. Lineage: Eukaryota; Metazoa; Arthropoda; Insecta; Diptera; Stratiomyidae. The record is from RefSeq and is a predicted model, not a curated record. Gene Ontology annotation, cellular component: nucleus. The transcript has 4 exons. Gene Ontology annotation, biological process: positive regulation of Notch signaling pathway.